AGUCUCUUUCCACAGAGGGGACACAUGUUGAUGUAGAAGAGACAUGAAGAAGUGGAUUUUGCAUAGUAGGUGAUUAUAGGAUUUAGAGAUGGAGCUGUCGGAGGUGCGGUGCUCCAGCGCCAGCGAGGAUCUGUACACCAUCAACCCCAGCAGACCCAAGCGGCUGCUGUGGCAGAACGCCGUGCGGCACAUCACGGAGCAGAGGUUCAUUCACGAGCAGGGCGGGGGGGUGGAGGUGAAGCACGAGCCCUACGACCCGCAGGAGAAGACCCGCACCUCGGUGGGGGGGGCGCACAACAACGGGGGCACCAAGGUGUUCCCGGCACGCGCCAGCAGCGACCUGGGCUUCCUGCAGAUCGACUGCGCUCCCAGUAACUCCGACUUCUUCCUGAACUGGGGCUACACGUAUCGGGGCGUCAUCUUCCCCACGCUGCGCAACGCCUUCAAAUCCCGAGACCUCGAACGUCUCUACCAGCGCUACUUCCUCGGGCAAAGGCGUAAAUCUGUGGUCGUGAUGAACAUCCUGGACAUAGUGACGAAGAUCACUCUGCUGGUCCUCCACCUCACCCUCGCCUCCUCGCCCAUGGACCCCAUUAAAGGCACCCUUCUGGGGCUUUUCACGGGUAUUGAGGUGGUGAUUUGCGCGCUUGUGGUGGUGCGUAAAGACUCCACGUCGCACGCGUACCUGCAGUGGAGCGGCGCCCUCAGCUGGAUGGUGAUGGUACUGCAGAUGUUGGCGGCGGGGCUGGGUUUCGGGCUCCUGGGGGACGGCGUGGGGUACGUCCUCUUCACGCUGUUCGCCACCUACAGCAUGCUGCCGCUGCCCCUCACCUGGGCCAUCACCGCCGGGCUCACAACCUCCGCCCUGCACAUCCUGGUGCAGACGCUCACCUCCCACAAUGCACCGCUCUCCUCCAACCAGGUGGCGGCUCAGGCGGUACUGUUCCUCUGUAUGAACACAGCGGGGGUCUUCAUCAGUUAUCUGUCGGACCGGGCUCAGCGUCAGGCCUUCCUGGAGACGAGGCGCUGCAUCGAGGCGCGUCUGAGGCUGGAGACAGAGAACCAGAGACAGGAGAGACUGGUGUUAUCAGUCCUGCCUCGUUUUGUAGUUUUGGAAAUGAUCAACGACAUGACAAAUGUAGACGACGAACACCUCCAGCAUCAGUUCCACAGAAUCUACAUCCACCGCUACGAGAAUGUCAGCAUUCUUUUCGCAGAUGUCAAAGGCUUCACUAACCUCUCCACGACGCUGUCGGCGCAGGAGCUGGUGCGAAUGUUGAACGAACUCUUUGCACGCUUCGACCGCCUCGCACACGAGAACCACUGUCUGAGGAUAAAGAUUCUGGGCGAUUGUUACUACUGUGUGUCGGGUCUGCCGGAGCCCAGACAGGACCACGCUCACUGCUGCGUGGAGAUGGGCCUCAGCAUGAUCAAAACCAUCAGAUAUGUGAGGUCUCGUACGAAACACGACAUCGACAUGCGGAUCGGGAUCCACUCGGGCUCGGUGCUGUGCGGCGUGCUGGGCCUCAGGAAGUGGCAGUUUGACGUCUGGUCCUGGGACGUAGACAUCGCCAACAAGCUGGAGUCUGGAGGAAUCCCUGGGAGGAUCCACAUCUCCAAAGCGGCUCUGGACUGUCUGAACGGAGACUACGAGGUGGAGGAGGGCCACGGGAAGGACCGCAACGACUUCCUGCGCCGCCACAACAUCGAGACGUUCCUCAUCAAGCAGCCGGAGGAGAGCACGCUCAGCCUGCCAGAGGACAUCAUGAAGGAGGCGUCGAGCUCCUCGGACCGCAGGGCCAGCAGCACCACCUUCAACGAGGCGUCCUGGAGCCCCGAGCUGCCCUUCGACAACAUCGUGGGGAAGCAGAACUAUUCCCAGAUGAGAGACGAGGUGUUCAAGUCCAACCUGGUGUGCGCCUUCAUCGUUCUCAUCUUCAUCACCACCAUCCAAGGCCUGCUUCCCUCCGCCAGGAUGGUAACCAUGGUGGUCCAGUUCUCAAUCCUCAUCGUCCUGCAUUCCUGUCUGGUCCUAGUAACGACGGCGGAGGACUACAAGUGUCUGCCUCUGGUUCUGAGAAAAGCCUGCUGCUGGAUCAACGAGACGUACGCCGCCAGAAACGUCAUCAUCUUCAUCUCCAUCCUCAUCAACUUCCUGGCAGCCAUGAUCAAUAUACUGUGGUGCGACUUCGACAAGUCGGGCAGCGGCUUCAGGAACCAGACGUUCAACGAGUCGACCUCCAUCCCAGACAUCUGCUUCUACCCAGAGUACUUUGUGUUCACGGGGGUCCUGGCGAUGGUGACGUGUGCCGUGUUCCUGCGGCUGAACUCGGUAUUGAAGUUGGCGGUUCUGCUGGUGAUGAUCGCCGUCUACUCCCUGCUGACCGAAGCGUUCUACACCUCGCUGUUCCUCCGCUACGACACCGUCCACAAGAACACAGAGAACUUCCUGGGGACCAAAGAGACGUCUCUGCUCCUGAUGGCCAUGUUCCUCCUGGCUGUGUUUUACCACGGACAGCAGCUGGAGUACACGGCGCGGCUGGACUUCCUGUGGCGCGUUCAGGCCAAAGAGGAGAUCAACGAGAUGAAGGAGCUGCGAGAACACAACGAGAACAUGCUGAGGAACAUCCUGCCGAGCCACGUGGCCCGACACUUCCUGGAGAAGGACCGGGACAACGAGGAGCUGUACUCUCAGUCGUACGACUCGGUGGGCGUGAUGUUCGCCUCCAUCCCGGGCUUCGCAGACUUCUACUCUCAGACGGAGAUGAACAACCAGGGAGUCGAGUGCCUCCGGCUCCUCAACGAAAUCAUCGCCGACUUCGACGAGCUGCUUGGUGAGGAUCGUUUCCAGGACAUCGAGAAGAUCAAGACGAUCGGCAGCACCUACAUGGCGGUCUCCGGCCUGUCGCCUGAGAAGCAGCAGUGUGAAGAUAAAUGGGGUCACCUGUGUGAGCUGGCGGACUUCGCCAUCGCCCUCAACGAGAGCAUCCAGGAGAUCAACAAACACUCCUUCAACAACUUCGAGCUGAGGAUCGGUAUGGCCCACGGCUCGGUGGUGGCCGGUGUGAUCGGAGCCAAGAAGCCUCAGUACGAUAUCUGGGGGAAGACGGUGAACCUGUCGAGCCGGAUGGACAGCACGGGCGUCAGCGGGAAGAUCCAGGUCCCCGAGGACACCUUCCUGAUCCUGAAGGAGCGCGGAUUCGCCUUCGAGUACCGCGGCGAGAUCUACGUGAAGGGCAUCAGCGAGCAGGAGGGAAAGAUACGGACGCACUUCCUGUCGGGCCGCGUUCAACCAAAUCCGCUCAUCAUGCAGCCGCGAAAAAUCACCGGCCAGUAUUCGCUGGCGGCCGUGGUGCUCGGACUGGUGCAGUCGCUCAACAGGCAGAAGCAGAAGCAGAUCCUCAACGAGAACAACAACUCGGGCAUCAUGAAGGGCCACCACCACUACAACCGGAGGACGUUGUUAGCGCCCGGUACCUCCGAGUCGGGAGGUGGGCAUCACACGGAGCCAGCUGAUAAGGCUGAGCUGUCCUGAAGAGCACAUCACAGGGUUUCAGUUUCCACAACGAAGAGUCCUCAGAGGCAGAGAGGCUCCCCAGGCAGAAACCGUCCCAGAGGUUGAGUUCAACUUAGACCAAGUCAUGUUUAGGAAGUCUCAAGUCUUUGCAAUCAAGUCAUAAUUGAAGUCUUAAGUCUUAAUUUAGAGAAUAAAGAACCGUCCCAGGGGUUGAGUUAAACUUCAGCGAGUGCAGCUUUCUGACUUAGCGAAGGGAAAGCAGCCGGAGGUUCUUUAGGAGUCAUCAAAACUUCAGUCAACAAGUCAUAAAACCCUGAAAUGCUGACUCGUUUCAGGGUUUUAUGACUUGUUUAACCAUCAGUGAACCAAACUAGCCCCAACACCAAACUAGAACAGAUCCAUUAUAGUCACUUUGUGAGGUUAAUUAGCAGCUUAGCUUAGCUUAGCUUACACAUUGAUAUAUGACCAAUCAUGCUGCUUUAACAAUGUCAAUUAAGUCUCUUACAUAUUCCCUCUGAACUGAAUUCGUCCGAUCUUCUAGUUUCUUAGGAUAUCAGGUUCUUAACUGUAUCUUAACAAUUGAGCUUUAAAAAGUCAAACUUUAAAUAGUUUUGAAGGCAUUUCUAACUCUGAAGCGUCCUUUAGGGAACUUCCCGAGCACAUAUCGAGACACAAGUGGUAUCAAUGGAUUAGAUUGGACCUGUAGUUCUCAUAUGAUGUCAGAAUGUUCACUCUAACUAAAGGGCUUUCACUCAACCAAUCAGAUGGUGUCUGCCUCCUGCAGCUGCUCUGCUUCUGACCGAUGUUUGGAGAGCUGAGGCUCCACUUUGUCCUUGAAAGAGGAAGAAGAGGAGGAGGAGGAGGGGGAAGAGGAAGAGGAUCUGUUUCCUCCUCCCUCAUCUGUUGGAACGAUCCCCUCGGACUAUUGGACGUUCCUCCUGUCGUUUCCACUUCCUGUUUUUAUGUCGCCCCCCCGCCCAAAACCCCAAACCCCCGUCCCGCUGACCCUCGCCCGGUGUCGAUGUUUCUUUUUUGUAUUUCUUUUAUAUAUGAGAACACAA
Trematomus bernacchii (emerald rockcod) is the source of this 4578-nucleotide messenger RNA. It is a transcript of the gene adcy8, whose product is annotated as adenylate cyclase 8 (brain). The record is from RefSeq and is a predicted model, not a curated record. Gene Ontology annotation, biological process: cAMP biosynthetic process; adenylate cyclase-activating G protein-coupled receptor signaling pathway; intracellular signal transduction. Gene Ontology annotation, molecular function: adenylate cyclase activity. Lineage: Eukaryota; Metazoa; Chordata; Actinopteri; Perciformes; Nototheniidae. Gene Ontology annotation, cellular component: plasma membrane.